Strongyloides ratti is the source of this 1164-nucleotide messenger RNA. Its product is annotated as Diphthamide biosynthesis protein 1. Bases 1 to 1164 code for a protein of 387 amino acids. The record is from RefSeq and is a predicted model, not a curated record. Gene Ontology annotation, molecular function: 2-(3-amino-3-carboxypropyl)histidine synthase activity. Lineage: Eukaryota; Metazoa; Nematoda; Chromadorea; Rhabditida; Strongyloididae. Gene Ontology annotation, biological process: protein histidyl modification to diphthamide. The transcript has a single exon.
AUGUUGAAAAUAAGGGAGGAGAUAUCUAGAAUAUCAGAAGAUCCAAUAUUAAAAAAAGAUAUGGAAAUUUUACCAUCAAAUUAUAAUUUUGAAAUAGCAAAAAGUAUUUGGAAAAUUAAAGAUAUGAAAUCAAAAUGUGUAGGACUUCAAUUUCCUGAAGGUCUUUUAAUGUAUGCUUGUGUUAUUUCUGAUAUUCUUGUUAAACAUACAUCUUGUGAAAUAAUAAUUCUUGGAGAUGUAACAUAUGGAGCUUGUUGUGUUGAUGAUUAUACAGCUCGAGCUCUGGGAUGUGAUUUACUUAUUCAUUAUGGACAUAGUUGCCUUGUUCCUAUUCAAGAUACUAGUGGUAUUCAAUUAUUGUAUGUAUUUGUUAGUAUAGACAUAAAUCUUACUCAUUUUUUGGAGAUACUUAAAGCAAACUUUGAUAAAAGUCAAAGAAUGGCUUUAGUUAGUACUGUACAAUUUAUCGCCUCUCUUCAUGCUGUAAAGAAAGAGUUGAUUGAUGCUGGGUAUUCUAUUUUAGUACCACAAUGUUCUCCAUUAAGUCCUGGUGAAAUACUUGGUUGUACUAGUCCAAUUAUUGAAAAUGCCGAUAUUUUAAUAUAUCUUGGUGAUGGAAGAUUUCAUCUUGAAUCAGCUAUGAUGCAUAAUCCUACUCUACCAGCUUAUCAAUAUAAUCCUUACAGUAGAAUUUUAAGUAAAGAAGAAUUUGAGUUUGAUAAAAUGAUAAAUAAUAGAAGUAAAGCUAUUACAAUUGCUGAAAGUGUUGAGAUGUUUGGAUUAAUACAAGGAACAUAUGGUAGACAAGGAAAUUUAAAAAUUUUUGAAGAUUUAGAAGAAAAAUUAAAAGAAAAAAACAAAAAAUAUAUGAGGAUUCUUAUAUCUGAAAUUUUUGUUCAUAAACUAGAAUUAUUUAAAAAUAUAAAAUGUUUUGCUCAAGUUGCAUGCCCAAGAUUAAGUAUAGAUUGGGGUGAAUCUUUUAAAGUACCAUUAUUAACACCAUAUGAAUUAUGUAGUGCUUUAAAAUAUGUUGAUUUUAAAAGAGAUCGUUAUCCACAAGAUUUUUACUCAUUUGAUUCUCUUGGACCAUGGACUAAUAAUCAUGAAAAACAUAGGCCAAGAAAAGUUAAGAGAACAGCAAUAAAAAUUGUUGCAGAAGAGUAA